AAUGGCAUGACGGUUGACUGACGGGGGGGUAAUUAAGAGGGGGAUACGUACACGCCCGUACAUGUAAGUGUCUGUGUGUGUGCGUAUGUCCAUCCAUCCAUCCAUCUCGACUCACUCACUUACUCGCUUCAGACAGACCAAAAAUCCCUCCACCAUGGGAAUGCAAUCGAAUCGAUCGACAAGUCGUCGCAACACAAGACGGCCAACACAGCCAACUCCCAACCCACUCAGUCCGUCCGUCGCGCCGACGGAGUCAGCUGGCCGCUGACUGACACAACAGCCACACACUCUGUCUGUAGGGUUGCCUUACCACUCGCUACACAAAUACGCUCAUACGUCUGUUUGUCUCUAUGGCCAAGAACACAUAUCUCCAUAUGUCUCCGUCUUCACAACUGCAUCUCGGACAGGCCUCUCAUUAACGUGGCGGCUGUUGAGUCUUGGGCGACCCGUCCGGCCGCAGGGCGGGGCACUCGUUGACGAACUCCCUCUCAUACAACCUGCAUAGGAUACAUAAUGCACACACACACAUCCACACACACACAUUCGUAUUUCGCUGGCAUUGCACCCCGUGCUUACCUAGUCGCGAAGUUCUCCUUCCCUCUGUGCCACGUGCCAAUCCACCACAGCUUCAGCGGGGUCAGAAACCGCCUGACAGUCACACGACGCACACGCACACAGUGCGAUAGCCGACAAAACGCCUCUCGCCCAUCUUAUUUACCCUCCGGCGACCAUCCACGCGGCGUUGAUCUUGGAGAGGGCGUACAAGUUGUUCGUCCGAGUGUGCCGCAGUCGCUCGAACUUCUUGAGGGCCCUCUCGAUGCGGGCACCGGCAUCGCUGCUGUCGCUCCUAUCGCUGGCGGUUGCCGGCUGCUGCAUGGCCUCGGCAAGCACAUUUGCCAGCACAUAGGAGGACUCCAGAGCCAUGUUGCAGCCCUGAACAUGCAAACAGCAGAACAGAGAAUGGCCGCAUGGAUGGAUGGACGGAAGACCGCGUGUGUAGUACGGCUCUGUGGCUGGCCAGCCUCACCUGUCCGGCGGUCGGCGGCAUGGCGUGGACGGCGUCGCCCGUUAGCACCACUCGGUCGCGGAACCAUGUGGGGACCGGCUCACGGUGGUAGAUGCCUAAAUGGUAGUGGCGAAUGGACCUCGACACCAGUGCUGAGAUGAACUCAGGCCAUCUGGGUGCAUCAGCAGAAGGAAGAGAGUACGUGCGUUGCGUGCGUGGGGGAAUGGUAUGCAGUCAGGUCAGAUUAAGUGUGUUACUCUUUGUCGACGUUUUCUUUGAAGGCCUCCACCGCCGGCUUGUCAUCGGUCCAGUCCUCCGGCCUCUCGCGGCCUGACAGACACGAAAGGAAAGGAGGGCGAAUGAAUGGACGUGCCAGAAUGAAUGAACAAGCGCAAUAUGUCAGUCAAAGUGCCUGCCUGCCUUACCAGACUGGAUGAGUGUCCACACACGCAUCCUUGCGCCUUCUGCACCAGCAGGGUGGCACAGGAACCACUUCUUGGAACCUAGCAAGCGAAUAGAGAAGGAUGCAAGCCGGUGGGAUGGAUGGUCUGUCUUUUCUUUCUCCUCUGCUCUGACGUACCGACAAGCUCCAUGAGCUCGUCCUGCUCGAACGUGGGGUGGUCGUUGAGCUCCGGCUCUGGGCAGACGCCGCACCAGUACUCCAUCUCUGAGAAGGUGGGCGGCUUCUCAUCGCGCACCACAGCGUCACGCACCCUCGAACGAAUCCCUGCAGACACACAGGCCUGCACUGCACCCACUCGUUGUACUCGCUGCCCCACCCCUCCAGCGUACCGUACCGUCAGCGCCAAUAAUGAGGUCUGCACUUUCAACACAAGUGUCGCCUGAAAUGAGGGAGGGAUCCAUGCAUCGCAUCAAUCAUGGUGUCAGACGGCGGACAUGCACUCACCAGCUAGCUAGCUGCGUACCGUUCUCAUCGACGAUCUGCACUGAAGGCGUGGGUUUGGUGCUCUCGACCUUCUCGACGGUGACACCCCUCCUGAUGCACUCGGGAGGCACUAGCGCCUCCAGCCUCGCGAGAAGGUCCGCCCGCAACACACCCCCUGGAUGGGCACAGACACAGAAAGAAAUGAUUGAUUGGACAUCCUUGUAGGGUGGUCUCCCUCCCGCUCAGCUCACCGGGCACAAGGCCGGUCUUCUCCCUAAAAUAGUCGUCCCUGCACAGCACAAGUGAAGCAGACAGCCACACCACACCACACCACACCACACCAGACCACACCUACGGCCCAUUGGUGGACGGACGGCUACGGGCUGUUCUUCUCUAUGUACCACUGAGUGGUUCCGAGAGGCCGCCCGUCGCUCCUCAUGAAGGUGAGCUUGUUAACUGGCGCAAUGACCUCCUGGAAGGUGCUCAGCACGCCCCACUCACGCAGCACCGCCUGACCGUUGAUCCCCAGCUGAAUACCUGCACCGGCUGUCGAGUAAUACUGCACCCACACGCACGCACACAGCACCCAGGCAGACAGGCAGGCAGGCAAAGUGCGUCCAUCGUUUGUUUGUCUAUGUGGGUGCAUGCCAUGCGUGGCUGACUUUGAGAGCCCGCUCCAGCACUGUGACCUCAAAGCCCUUCUGGGUUAGCGCACAGGCCAGGCUGAGCCCAGAGAUGCCCCCGCCGCAAACCAACACCUGUUGUGUUGGCCAGUCAGUGUGUUAUCACAUCAGAUCAGGCCAGAUGAAGACACCGGCGAACCAACCAACAUGAUUCGUGAUGAGUGAAUGAAAUGAAUGCGGUGCUUUCCUCCUCUCUGCCUACCAGCCUGCCCUACCUUCAGUGUCAUUGUCGUGCGGCGUUUGUUCUUUUCUUCACCGGAUGAGCCGCAGCUUCCGAGACUCUCCACACAUGCUGCCACAAAACCAGCGUGCCCGUUAUCCAACGAACGAAUGAAC
Molecule: messenger RNA, 2911 nt
Organism: Vitrella brassicaformis
Lineage: Eukaryota; Vitrellaceae
Source: the annotation of a GenBank genome assembly